Molecule: messenger RNA, 1564 nt
Organism: Colletotrichum destructivum
Lineage: Eukaryota; Fungi; Ascomycota; Sordariomycetes; Glomerellales; Glomerellaceae
Product: Putative nitronate monooxygenase, aldolase-type TIM barrel
Exons: 3
Coding region: 12-1376 (454 amino acids)
Molecular function (GO): nitronate monooxygenase activity
Source: RefSeq, a predicted model, not a curated record
AGCAGGGGCGCAUGGCAACGCUACUCCGCCCCUUCUUCCCCAGAAACCAUGCUUCCUUUGAUGCCGAGCGCUACGACCACCAGAGCCCUUUAAACCGCCACUUGCCAGAUCUCGUCUCAUCGCCGGCCCCUUCUUCUGUUCUUCCUCCUUCGUCCACCUGUUUCCGUACCCAUACCCGGAUUUCGUUGUCUGUACAGCUUCGCGAUUCAAUACCCAGCCCUUUAAGCGUCAACACAUCCAGCAAACCAAUCACAAUGGCAUCCCCUCAGCAGAUCCGUACUCCCAUCACCGAUCUUUUCAAGAUCAAGCAUCCGAUCCUCCUCGCCGGCAUGAACGUCGCCGCUGGCCCUAAGCUUGCCGCUGCCGUUACCAACGCUGGCGGUCUUGGUGUCAUUGGCGGUGUUGGCUACACACCGGACAUGCUGAAGGAGCAGAUUGCCGAGCUGAAGGAGUACCUCGACGACAAGAACGCCCCCUUCGGUGUCGAUCUGCUUCUUCCUCAGGUCGGCGGCAGCGCUCGCAAGACAAACUAUGACUACACCAAGGGCAAGCUUAACGAGCUCGUCGACAUCAUCAUCGAGUCAGGCGCCAAGUUGUUUGUCUCUGCCGUCGGUGUUCCCCCCAAGCACGUCGUCGACAGAUUGCACUCUGCCGGCAUCGUCUACAUGAACAUGAUUGGCCACCCCAAGCACGUUCAGAAGUGCCUCGACCUCGGUGUUGACAUCAUUUGCGCCCAGGGUGGUGAGGGUGGUGGUCACACCGGUGACGUCCCCACCACCGUCCUCAUCCCCGCCGUUGUCGACCUUUGCAAGAACCACCAGAGUCCUCUCCUGAAGGGUCCCGUUCAGGUGAUCGCCGCUGGUGGUAUUCACAACGGCCAGCUCCUGGCCGCUUCUCUCAUGAUGGGCGCUGGUGCCGUCUGGGUCGGUACCCGCUUCAUUCUCACCGACGAGGCUGGCGCCCCCGAGGCGCACAAGGAGGCUGUCCGCACUGCUGGCCAUGAUGACAACAUCAAGACCCUAAUCUUUACCGGCCGUCCUCUGCGCGUUCGCAAGAACCCCUACAUCGAAAACUGGGAGACGGAGCGCCAGCAGGAGAUCAAGGAGCUCACUGCCAAGGGUGUCAUUCCCUAUGAGGCUGACCUUGACAAGCUCAUGAACUCUGGCGACAGCGAGGGCGGCAGCAGCGGCGGCAGUGACGACAACGCCUCCGAGGUUGACAUCGAUGACGCGCUCGACCAGUUCCGUCCUUUCCUCAUGGGCAAGGCUGCCGCCGUCUGUAACGAGAAGAAGCCUGCCAAGGCCGUCGUCGACGAGUUCGUUAACGACGCCGUUGCAUGGUUGCAGAAGGGCAACAAGAUGAUUGCCAAGCUGUAAACCUGUAAAAGCCUAAUGUUUUUUCUAUCACGGUUUGGUCGCAUCGUUGGACGGCGUCAGGGUGCAUCCCCACUCUGGCGUCUCCCUGGGGCCUGGAGUUUUAAGGCACAUGUUUUGUAUAUAUCUCGCACGAUCUAAGGACGAACGUUUGCUAGCAUACCAUGAAUGAUUUACUCUUUUUUGUUCUU